This is a messenger RNA of Acipenser ruthenus (sterlet), 2094 nucleotides long. RefSeq names its product osteoclastogenesis associated transmembrane protein 1 (gene ostm1). NCBI's taxonomy places the organism in Eukaryota, Metazoa, Chordata, Actinopteri, Acipenseriformes, Acipenseridae. The coding region runs from base 102 to 1043 and encodes 313 amino acids. The record is from RefSeq and is a predicted model, not a curated record. Gene Ontology annotation, cellular component: cytosol. The transcript is spliced from 6 exons.
AGGAGUCUGUCAUGUGUUGGUUAAAUUUGGAAGAGACAUGUGAUCUUAACAAUCACAUGACUGCUGCGCUGAAAAAGAAACAGGAAGUAUUAGGAUAGGGUAUGCGUGAAGUGGUGAAAUUUCAGUUUUAUGAGAUAAAAAUGUGUCUUUUGUUCAUAUUUGGGUCUGCGAUUUCACUGCUGUUCGUGGAGGUGAGCGAGGGCACUACAUUAGAGACGAACCUGCCUUUAAAAGACGCGGAAUGGGUUAGAAACGAUGUGCUGAGGAGUCUCGCCAAACCAGAAGCCGAUGACCAGUCUCCAUACUCCCUCGGACAGUUCUCGCUGGGUUUUCUAGACCAGCUUGAGGUCAGCAACCAAUGCCUGGAGCUCCUUCAUAGUUUUAGCAUUAAAUGCGUUUCGCACGUAGACUGCACCCUGAGGAACGCCCGUCCUGUCCGGGUGUGUGAGAAUUGUUACCAAGACUUCAGCAACCUCCAGGAAGUAUAUCGCAAUAUUUCACAGGAAAGCCAGGUGAAUGUGAGCUGCAGAGACACUCUGCUAAGGUCAGACAGGCUGCAGGUCAUUGUCUCUGUUUACGAGUUUCUAAAUGGGUUCUGGGGCAAAUCUGAAUGUUCAAGGUGUUUAACUAAGGAGGACAGCAUUUCCAAUGAUACACUCAACUUUAUGAACGCACUCAAUCAGUCACUGGAUUGCUUUCAGAAGUUUCAACAGUCAGGAAACCUUUCUGAACUGUGUAAACAAUGCAAAGGAAACUACAGCAGGCUCAGUGAGCUGUACAGCCAGAUGGAAAAGAAUUUCACACUUUGCAUAGAUCUUGAGGAUGCAAUGAAUAUGACCCGCAGACUGUGGAGCAAGAAUUUCAAUUGCUCGUUCCCCCGGGAAGAGACGGUCCCCGUCAUUGCAGUGUCCAGUUUCAUGCUCUUUCUGCCUGUCAUCUUCUACUUGAGUAGCUUCCUUCACUCCAAACAAAAGAAACGCAAGCUCAUACCCCCUAAACGUGCAAAAUCAAGCAACAAUCUGAUGAACAUUCAAGACAAAUAAAGCUGAGCACUGAUCAAACAAAACCGUGGAAGCAGAAAACAUGGGAGUGAAGAGACAUUUUGUCAGUAUUAUGUGAAGUGACAUGUAACUGCUGCAAAAAUGUUUAAAAGGACAUAAAUGCUACCUUUUUUUGGGGGGGGGGGGGGGGGGGUGAGGUUAUUGCUUUUAAUUUAUAGCGUUAAAUCCUAUUCACUUUACUUGGCCUCCUGAAGCUGCCCUUUCUUCAUUACAAACUAACAAGAAGGUGGGAUACAAAUCUUCAGCAAUUUGGUAACCAGCGGCAAUAGGAUUAUUUGCAUUAUUUAAGAUUUGUUUCCAGAGGGGUCUUACAAACCAGUUUUACAGACGGGAGGGGCGGAGGCUAAAAAAGAUGAUGUUUCACAGUAAGAACCUGAGAUUCAAAAAAACAAAUCUUCACGUUCAUCUCUAACCACUAGGUUAACCUGUAUACAUCACAGCCAGUCAUUUCUGUUUUUGAUAAUGACAGAAACAUGGUGGAAUACAGAAAGUUUAAUGAUUGUGUGUUAAACUGUAUAUGGAAGUAAUGUAGGCUUCAGUAAUAGGGCUUUGUACACUUACCCUUGAUUACAUUUCAAUUAUGGCUUCUCUGCCCCUAUAGCGUUGGGGAUUUGAAAACGUACCAAAUAACAAAACAAACAAUAACUGAUAACUUUUGUUGUUUUCUAUGCAGUUUUAUCAAUAAGUAAUUACCAACAUUUUUUUUGUUAUUUUGUACUUUAAAACUAUGGUAUGUGCAUUAACCUGGAUUAAUUUUACUUAAUUAUUUUUAAAUCAAGCGUCUGUUUUUUUUUGUUUUGUUUUUGUAGUUAUAAAUUAGGACGUUUUGCCACAAGUAGUGUUUUUUUUUUUUUUGAGCAUGAAAUUUAAAAAAUGCAUAAUCCUCAAAAGGGCGUGUCAUAGAAACUACUGUUUAAAUUAUCAGUAUUUGGGAUUUGGUUAUUCUGUGCCAUUAAAGGUUUACAUUGUAUAUUUCUACAAAAAUGAACCUCUUUUUUUCCAAUAGAAGAAAUAAAUUGCUGCUUAAACAGUU